AUGUCCACCACAGAAUUAGAAUUCAAGAUCCGCCAGGCGGCCGUUAAAAACCGUGAACUACUCUCCAUUCUCGCCGAAACAGACCAUGCCGUGCCGGAUCUGAAGCAACAACGCCGCCUCAUCUCGGAUCUCGAGAGCCAGCUCCAGGCUUCUGACAAGAAUGUGCGUAAUCUCGACACGCAGCGCAAAAAGGAGCUCAAGGAGCACGAAAAGUAUCGCGACAGCGUCAUGCGCCGCUUCAUGCACAAGGCCGUCGGCAAGCGUGAAAAGUUUGAUGAGAGAGCCGCCAAGGAGGAACGCGAGUACUUUGAUGUGCUGCAGGAGGAGCAUCGCGAGAAGGAGAUCAACAAGAACCUGAGAGAUCAGCUCGAGGAGGCGAAGAACGCAAAGGGCCCCUUGGAAAAACAGGCCAAGAGACACGAAGAUGCGCAGCGCGAGCUGGACAGCUUGUAUGAUUCCAUCUUUGCAGGCCCCACGCCGAGCCACCCAAAGGAGGACUCCCUCGAGCAUGCGACCUCGCGGGCGCUGAACGCCUACCACGACACCAGAUCAAAGGCCGAAGCUGAGCAGCACGCAAUCAACUUGCUCACCGAUUCCAUCAGGCGCAUGGGCGAUGCUCUCCGUGAGAUAGACCAGGCCCUCUCCCACUCCCGCAUGGACAUGUUCGGCGGCGGGACCAUGUCGGACUUGAUGGAGCGCAACUGUCUUCAACGUGCCGAAUCCGCAACGCAAGAGGCGAGGAUGUUGGUGAUGCAGGCGCAGCGUAUGACGCCGUACAUCGGCGACAUGCCUUCUGUCACGAUCAACCACGGCAACCUGCUGGGCGACGUGUUGUUCGACAACAUCUUCUCCGACAUGGCGUUCCACGACGAGAUCAAGAAGUCUAGGAUGUCGGUAGAGAGGGCCGCGGAAGCUCUAAGUCAGUUCUUGAAGGAGACCAGAGGUAGACACACGCAGUUGUCAUGGGAAAUCAAGGAGAGAGAGGCGACCCUGGAGGAGACGCGGUUGUUGCUGCAGAAAGAGCGGGAAAGGCUGUUUGAGAUUUUUGCUGGAAGCGAUAACUCGGAGAUCAAGGCAAGGCCGAUUGCAGUUGCUAGUGGCUCGUCGAAGCCGUGGGACUAUUGA
Colletotrichum truncatum is the source of this 1125-nucleotide messenger RNA. RefSeq lists its product as uncharacterized. The record is from RefSeq and is a predicted model, not a curated record. NCBI's taxonomy places the organism in Eukaryota, Fungi, Ascomycota, Sordariomycetes, Glomerellales, Glomerellaceae.